GAAGAUGAUAAUAAACCGAGAGGAUUUGAUCGUGGUUUACAACCGGAAAGAAUUAUUGGUGCUACAGACAGUAGUGGAGAAUUAAUGUUUUUAAUGAAAUGGAAAGACAGUGAUGAGGCUGAUUUAGUACCUGCCCGUCAAGCCAAUGUGAAAUGUCCUCAGAUUGUCAUCGCAUUUUACGAAGAACGUCUAACGUGGCAUACACAUAAUGAUAACGAUGAUGAUGAAAAAGGCAAAGAUGAUAAAUAA
Lottia gigantea (owl limpet) is the source of this 249-nucleotide messenger RNA. RefSeq lists its product as hypothetical. The record is from RefSeq and is a predicted model, not a curated record. Gene Ontology annotation, biological process: negative regulation of transcription by RNA polymerase II; chromatin organization. NCBI's taxonomy places the organism in Eukaryota, Metazoa, Mollusca, Gastropoda, Lottiidae. The transcript has 2 exons. Gene Ontology annotation, molecular function: chromatin binding. Gene Ontology annotation, cellular component: nucleus; pericentric heterochromatin. The annotation marks the transcript as partial.